This is a messenger RNA of Oncorhynchus mykiss (rainbow trout), 2446 nucleotides long. RefSeq names its product zinc finger matrin-type protein 3. Lineage: Eukaryota; Metazoa; Chordata; Actinopteri; Salmoniformes; Salmonidae. The record is from RefSeq and is a predicted model, not a curated record. Gene Ontology annotation, molecular function: zinc ion binding; nucleic acid binding.
AAAGCAUUGUCAGUAAUGGCAUUCCAAUGACACCAAAACGUCAUUCAAAUAUAUCCUCCAGAUCCAAUGACUUUUGUGUGAUAUCAGAUCGGUAAAUGUAGUGUAGUGGCGCAUACCAAUUCGGACGCGGAUAGCUUGACCGUGGAUUUCCGAGAGUCGCAUAGCUUGAAUGCAGUACAUGGACUGUACCAACAAGAGAAGAAUACACUCACAAACAUGUUUUUCAAAGACCCACCUUUUCCUAAAUGUUUUACAUACGUUGUUACUAUUGUCUGGGGGUUUGAUUAUGAUAGGCUUUAGUCUACUAAAAUGUAGCCAUUUAUUUUUUCGCAAAGUGUAUAUCCCCCACACCUCUCUGCUCGUGACACUGACAACUCACCCCUCCUCUUCUCUGGUGAAAGCAAGGACCAGAGUCUAUGCUGAAGCCUUCACUGAGCCUAUUUGGCCAGCAGCAGCCACUGUUCCAGCCAAUGCCUCCUACACAUACCCUUGGACCCCCUCCACAGACCCUCGGACCCCCUCCACAGACCCUCGGACCCCCUCCACAGACCCUCGGACCCCCUCCACAGACCCUCGGGCCCCCUCCACAGACCCUUGGACCCCCUCCACAGACCCUCGGACCCCUUCCACCAGUAGUAAUGACCCCGGAUCCCCACCGUUUCCCCCUCUCCAGUCCUCUGUCUGCCAAACCUCCCACUCACCUCCAGCUGGUGCAGGGGCCCCCCUGCCCUGUCCCACCUCCCACUGCCCAGGCGACCCUCAACAGCAGGCCCCAGGAGAAAGAUGCUCAGAUCGGGGCCACAGACCAGGACGCUACCUUGGAGGAGCUGUGUAAGCCUCUGUACUGCAAACUGUGCAACGUCACCCUCAACUCUGCUCAGCAGGCACAGGCCCACUACCAGGGAAAAAACCACAGUAAGAAGCUGAGAAAUUUCUAUGCAGGCAGCCAGCAGCCACCUGCCAUCAGGAUUCCGGAGGUAAUAGAGCCACUUUCCCAGCAGCUCCUCAUGACUCCACCAACUGACAGUGCAACUCCCAAACAGCCGGUGUCAUUCAUGGGUGCCAGCAGGGUGAUCUUAGCCACGGAGAACGACUACUGCAAGCUGUGUGAUGCCUCGUUCAGCUCCCCUGCCGUGGCUCAGGCGCACUACCAGGGCAAGAACCAUGCCAAGAGACUGCGGCUGGCUGAGGCCCAGCAAAGCAGUAGCAUCCUAGAGUCGACUGAGUGUGUCCAGAGGCGUCCGAGGAAAGAGGGGAGCGAGUACAGGUUUAUCAAGAACCGUAGGACCCCACAGGUGCCUAUUGCCGUGCCAGGCCCCUACUACAACCCCCGGCCCAGGCAGAGGAUCCCCAGGGACCUGGCCAUGUGUGUGACGCCCAGUGGCCAGUUCUACUGCUCCAUGUGCAAUUCUGGGGCCAGCGAGGAGGCCGACUUCCGCCUUCACCUGGAGAGCAAACAGCACAAGAGCAAGGUGUCGGAGCAGCGCUACCGCAGCGAAAUGGAGAAUCUGGGCUACACUUAGGAGGGCAGUGCCGCAGCACAGGGGAGGAGAGGGGAUGGAGGGUGAGGGAGGGGGAGACAACGACUAUCUUCAUCAUGCACUGUACGCUAGAGGCUCUCUUCCACUCUUUUCCUUAAUGUGUAUAAGUUAUUGAUCUUCUGUUCCUGUUUUAGUUUGUUAAUGUAGUGUACAUAUUUGAAUGACAUUUCUAGAAAUCUUUUAAGGUGUGCACAGAAUGUCCACCUGCUGGUACACUUGUGGAUGUUUCACUCUUGCUUGAUUCUGUUUGCCUGUACUGACCCAAGCCUGUGUGUGAUUACCAUGCAUUUUGCAUCUCAGAUGAAACCAGGGAUUUGUCCAUAUUUCACGCUGAUUUUGACCCAUAGUAGGCCUACAUGAAGAACCCACCAUGCUGUGGGGUAUAUUGGUGAAGAUUUUAUCUCACAAUCGGUUUUCUUUCCCCCGGUUUAAACUUGGUUUAAACUUGUUAUGACUAGGGCCAGGGACAAUACCAGUAUUGCGAUACUUGUUAAUAAAAAAUGAAGUGAAAAAAUGAAGUGGGUUAAACUUCUUUAGGAAAACAACCCUAAUGUUGGAAACAAACAUCAUUAUGUUGUCAACCAGAGUCACAUUUAUUUAUUUCCAAGCUAUAGCACAUAAUAUUUUAUUUACGGCAGGUUUUUAAAUGACCAAAGAGUUUGGUCUGCUUUGUGUUUUCAUGUUUGCCACUGAAAAAAUAUCGCUAUACUGGUAUUGUCAUAGCCCUAGUUAUUACCUGAGUUUCAGUAGCUGGACAUCUCUACACUACAGUAUAUGGACAUCCCUUCAAAUUAGUGGAUUCUGCUAUUUCAGCCACACCCAUUGCUGACAGGUGUAUAAAAUCAAGCACACUGCAAUCUCCAUAGAAAAACAUUGACAGUAGAAUGCCCUUACUGAAGAACUCA